UAAAGAUGACAAAAUCCAAAUUCAGCAGAAAAGGGUAUUUUCAAUUUAUCAAAAAAGCAUCUACGGCCAAUAUUUCGCCAAGAUUUGGCGGGAAAAUCUGCCCUGCAACCCUUUUCACUCUUCACCCGUUAUUUUAGUCACAUCGUGUUUGAGUAGAGAAAUAGAUGGUCCCAAAGAUUUCAAAGUUAUGAGCUCUAAGAACGCAUUAAAGGGUUGAAAAGAAUAAAAAAUUUUGUUUUCGUGUCUUUUGAAAAUUUAAUUUCCUUUGCUUUUAAAAUAAUGACAUGCUUAUGAGGACCAUGGAAUAUAUUUCAAACAAGAUUUUCGGAAGAAAAAACUAAAAAAUAUUUAAACUCAUGUUUGAUUAAAAGAUUAAGUGGGAUAUUUUUUACGUGUUAAUAUGAUUCUGGCACUUGAUUUUUUGACAUUUUAUAUAGUUUCCGGAAUUUUUGAAGUUGUUACUGAAGAAGAACCACUUUCUACUGAAUUGGAAAUCCCAGUUCCAUUACAAGCGGUGUCAGGAAGCAGAAUUUCACUGCCGUGUGACAUAACAUCACCCAUUAUAAAUGACGAAGUUUACUUAGUUCUGUGGUACAAAGAUGAUGUUGCUACCCCCAUUUACAGUUUAGAUGCCAGGCGAGGACAACUGUCUCAAGCCCGUCACGCGACCAAUGAAGCUCUUUCUGGAAGAGCCUUCUUCAGUACAGUGCCUCAGCCAGCUGUUUUAGAGAUAGAUAAAAUAACUCUUGCUGAUGAAGGUUUAUACAGAUGCAGAGUCGAUUUCCAAAAGGCUAGAACGCAACACUUUGCUUUAGUUGUUUCUGUGACAAUUCCACCUGGAGUGCCAAUCAUUAAAGAUCACAAUGGAAAAGUUUUAAGUGGAGUAAUUGGCCCAUUCAACGAAGGGGAAAGUCUGCGACUCAUUUGUCAAGCAGAGGGAGGAAAACCAUCCCCAUCAUUAAUAUGGUGGAAAAACAGAAGAAUUCUAGAUGAUAGCUAUGAUUCUGUGGAUCAAAUAACGAGAAAUGAGCUUUUAAUAGAAAAGCUUCAGCGAAGUGAUUUAAUGAAUACCCUUAUUUGCCAGACUACAAACAAUGCAAUAUUACCUCCAUUAGAAAUAUCUGUAACACUGGAUGUUUAUUUUCAACCUUUAUCAGUGCAUGUCAAGGAAAAAAAGAAAGUACUUUCAGCUAUGAAAACAGUACAGUUUGAAUGCGAAGCAAGAGGAUCAAGACCGUCUGCUGUUAUAUCAUGGCGUAAGGGAAGUUUUAAGUUAACGGAAGCUGUCAGCAACAUUUCUGCCCAAGGUAACAUCACAACCAGCAUUUUGACUUUGACGCCAUCUAGUGAUGACAAUGGAAAAUUCCUAUACUGCCAAGCAGAUAACCCUGCAAUACCCGGGAGUGUUAUUGAGGACGGAUGGAAGUUAGAUGUUCAUUAUGUACCGCUGCUGAGUUUGAGGCUAGGUAGUAAACUACGCCUCACUAAUAUCAUAGAAGGCAUGGAUGUAUACUUUGAAUGCAAUAUUCGCGCAAAUCCAUGGGUAUCAGAGACUGGAUGGAAAUUUGAUGGGCAAGUGUUAAAAAACAACAUCAGCGCAGGAAUUAUAAUAAGUAACCAGUCUUUAGUUUUGCAAAAAGUGACUCGAGAGCAUCGAGGGAAAUAUAGCUGCACAGGACUCAACAGUGAAGGGCAAGGUGAAAGCAGCCAUAUCUAUCUCAGAGUACUAUGUAAGUAACUCAUACAAUUUCUAUUCAAUUAGGGUUAGUUUUUGUUGCUAAUAACACUAUAUAACAUGAAUAAUGUUCUCUAGAUAAAAAUAUAUGUUUCUGGUAUACAUUCGGCUGAUGUUAACAAAUUAUUAACUUUUAUUGACCACUCAAGAAUUUCGUAAAAAGCCGUAUUUUAACUUAGCGACUUUAAGACAUUUAGAAUCAAACUUACAGGCAAAAGGAAGGUGCUAUUUUAGACAUUGAGACCUUCUACAACUUGAAGGCCGCUUUGGUGAUUUGGCGGUAAAAGCUUUAUCUACCUUCUCAAAUUUUUGAGGCUCAUGAUGGAGGAGAGAUGUUCGAGAAUUCAAUAGAAACUUGGCAGCUUUUGUUCCAUAAAAGAAGAACGCGAUUCCCCGUUUUAGCUUUAAUGUAUGAAUCUACCACCUUUUGAAUAUGCAGAAUCACAUAGCUCCAUUAAAAGAGCAGAAAAAAUGUUAAUUGUAGUGUAGUCAAUUUACUCUAGGGUUGCUAAAGACUAUGGGUCAAGAUUAUAACCAUUUCCGUCGAGAAUAAAUAUCUAUUCAAAUCAAUUAUUUAUUAUUAUUAUUUACAAAAUCGCAUAUAUUCCAUCAACCAUAAGAUGAUUCAAGAGUUAAAAUAGGAUUAGUUAAUACAGUGGCUCCAUUAGUUAAAAUAAGAGCUCCGUGGAAACGAGUUUAAGAAAGAUUAAAUCAGACGUAGGAAAAGACUAUUCUUUAGCACAAGGACAUCCAUACAUAAAGGGAAGGAUCAAAUAUUUAAUGAUUGUCUUCUUACUGUGGAUGGCCUAUACAAUGAGCACUGCUGACAAAAUGAGAAAAUAUUCAGCACAAUGAAAGAUUUAAGAGUGUUAGAUUUAGUGCAGCAAGUGUUGAUAGUACUGUGAAACUUUUGAGUGGGAUAUCAGAUAAGAUACACUUCUCGCUAAUAUCACAUUAGUAUCACAUAAUUGA
Messenger RNA from Parasteatoda tepidariorum (common house spider), 2707 nucleotides. The record is from RefSeq and is a predicted model, not a curated record. Lineage: Eukaryota; Metazoa; Arthropoda; Arachnida; Araneae; Theridiidae.